Molecule: messenger RNA, 573 nt
Organism: Alternaria alternata
Lineage: Eukaryota; Fungi; Ascomycota; Dothideomycetes; Pleosporales; Pleosporaceae
Exons: 3
Coding region: 1-573 (190 amino acids)
Source: RefSeq, a predicted model, not a curated record
AUGGUGGUACCGUUGUGCCGGCUUCGCACUUGGGUUUCACUUGCCCGCGCGCCACGUGUGAGACGAUGCGAUGCGAUGGGGGCUGUCACCGCCACACAUGGGGCGCCUGCUCGAUGGAUGCGACUCGCUGGAUGGGCACGUCUGAUGUCCGUCUGCCACGACUGCGACUCAGCGAGUGAACCAAUGCUACCAAGCCGGCCUGUACUCGUCAAGGUUUCGCAACAGGGCCAUCGCACGACCAGCGCAAUAGGACCGUGCAACCGGCGAUUGACAAACGGCAGGGCAGUGCAUGUCCUGUUCUUGUUCACUGUCCCAGCAUAUGCUUCCUCAGUGCUUCCACUGCCUUCCUGGAUGCCUGAAAAUCAUCAGGCCAGGACAGCGACGGCUCAGUGUGCCUGGACUAUGAUUGGCGGACCCCGUAGUAUAUCCAUGGGCUGCGUCAUACAGGACACCGUUGCUCAGUGGGGCCUUAACCAGCGUCGCGGCUCUCGUUGUCCAGCGCUAGCACAGGAGACAAACAGGGAAGUGCCCUCGGAGCCCGAAUUGAGCGGAGGCGGAUGGAAGCCCGAAUGA